Molecule: messenger RNA, 1022 nt
Organism: Boeremia exigua
Lineage: Eukaryota; Fungi; Ascomycota; Dothideomycetes; Pleosporales; Didymellaceae
Exons: 4
Coding region: 225-956 (243 amino acids)
Source: RefSeq, a predicted model, not a curated record
GCACUACCUGACAUGCGAGAUAAGUGAUGGUGCGGGGAGAUCUGGUGGAAGAGGAAGGUUUCCGCGAACGCUCCAUACUAUUGUUCGGCCUUCCGAUUGGCCAGACCCGUGCACGGGGAACAGACCUUGACGACGCACCUUUUUAUGCCGAAUACUUGUAUUUCCCCAAGCACAAACUGUGUAGUUGAGGACCGCUAUCUACUCUCUCGCUCCCAUUGUCAGCCAUGGGACCAUUUCAAGGCAGAGUAUACGCUGUGACUGGUGCUUCUUCAGGCAUGGGCCUUGCAACCGCAAAGCUUCUAGCCUCCUGUGGUGCUUCUGUUUCAUUGGCUGACAUCAACGAAGCUGGUCUGAAAUCUGCUAUUGUGUCGCUCAAUGAGUUUCAGGAACACAUGUACACUGUCGUGGAUGUAUGCGGUGGCGAACAGGUUAAUGCAUGGAUCAAGUCUACUGUUGACAAAUACGGAAAGCUUGAUGGCGCCGUCAAUAUGGCUGGCGUUAUAACCAAAGCCACGCCAGUCAAGGAUUUGACGGACGCUGACUGGGAUUUCUCUUUCGCAGUCAACGCCAAGGGCGUGUUCAAUUGUCUGCGGGCGCAGCUGAACGCUACGCGGGAUGGCGGCAGUAUAGUUUGUGCUGCUAGUGUUUUUGGACAGUUCGGUGCGCCCGGUAACGCCGCAUACUGUGCCACUAAGGCAACCGUGAUAGGCUUGUCUCGCACAGCGGCCAAGGAAAAUCAAAAGAUCAGAAUCAACUGUGUGUCGCCAGGUUCUGUAAACACACCAAUGUCUCAGGGUGAAGAUCCUGAGGAUGUAAAGCGAGGGCUACAGGUCACAGCUCAGAAGAGACGGGCGGAACCAGUGGAAGUCGCCAACGUGAUCGUAUUUCUCCUUAGCGAUGAGGCUUCUUUCGUUACGGGAGCUGUUUACAACGUUGAUGGUGGUUGGGUGUGCUGAGUGUUGUACAUAAAGGCGGAGAUCAAGAGGCAUCGAGGGUGCAGGCUUGCACGUCGAUCAACUCGC